CGAGCUGCGAGCACACAGAAAGGGAUGUCUUCAUCGCCUCCCAGGAUGGAACGAACCCGCCAGCUCGGGGAGUGCUGAGAACCAGAGGGUCCCUCCGGCGCCGGCAGCAGCCAACAUGACUUGACUGCCCCCAUCCCGCGCGGGCCCUACUCUCCAGGCGCCCCCACCCUUUCCGGGUGCGCGCGCACGAGCCGGCGAGCCGGGGAGCUGUGCGCCUGGGAGCUGGCGGGGGGCGGCGGCCGCCAGGCUCGCGGGGAGAGUGGUGGCCAGGGGCGGCGGCGGAGGAGCUGGCGCCGCAGCCGGUCCCCUCGGGCCGCGCCCCGCCCUCCGCCGCCACCUGCGCGUCCCCUCCGGGGCUCUCCAAGCCGGGGCCAGGGCCGUGUGGGCUCUCGGUGCCGCAGCGGCAGUAUCGCGGCGUCCGCCAAUUAGGAGACUCGGCGUUCGGCUCCGUGGCGCGCGGGACGAGCGGCGCUGCCCGUUCUGGCGAGCGAGGGGGCGCCGCCGCGCUCCCCGCGACGCUUUAGGAGGGGGUAGAGAACUGCUGUGACUUUUGAGGUCCGACUCCUCCUUCCGGCCAGCCUCGCGACGCGCCAGCUCGGAGCGAGGCCAUUGUGACCGGCAGGCCCCGAAGGCUCACUGCGUGGGGCUGGGGCUUGGAACGUGGCCGGGCGCCCGCGGCGCUGUGCGCGCCGGUGAGUUUGGUGGCGGGGUGGGGUGUCCCCGGCGCGAGGGGCGGAGAGGACGUCGCGCUCUGCCCCUCGGCCCGCCCCCCAGUGCUGCCCCCACUUUGAGAGUAAUUGAGACUUGAGCGUGACUGCGGAGCCGCGAGGAUGCGGGCGCCGGGCGCGGGCUUUCCCUCUGCCGGGCGUGAUGGAGCGGGUCGGUGAGCGGAACAAAGGCGCCCGCCCCGGGGAGCGGGUCCUGGGCUGAAGACCGCGGGCCGCGCGCCGCGACGGCCGCCUGCGGACGAGGGUGGUGGCCGUGCGGCCCGAGGCGCGGCGCGCUCUCCCGCGGGCGGGCGGCAAACCCUGAGCCCGGCACCUGCGCGCCGCUCCCGCCGCGGCGCCGGGGCAGCCCCGCUCCCGGCGACCCCGAGGUCCAGCGGCGAGCCACUUGCUGGUGCCGCGGAGAGACCACGGCCCCCGGCCCUUCGCCGAGAAGCGGAGGCGCCUGGAAAGGGCCGCGCGCCGUGAACUGAGCAGGCGUCUCUGGGAGCACUUCUGCACACCGAGAGCUUCCAUGUGAGCGAUUUCGCUCUCCCCCCUGACCGCCCCGUCCUCCCAGCCGUCCCCGCUGCCGGAGCAUCCGCGCUGCGGGGCCGGGAGCCUCUGGGCUCCCCGCCGGCCGUUCGGAGUGUGAGGCUCGCACGGCCCCCGGCUGCCCCGCGCCUCGCCGGAGCCCGAGGGGGCGCGGGUCCGGGGCGAGGGCCGGCCGGGCGUGUUUGAUGGCUUCACUGAGAAGAGUCAAAGUGCUGCUGGUGUUGAACUUGAUCGCGGUGGCCGGCUUCGUGCUCUUCCUGGCCAAGUGCCGGCCCAUCUCGGUGCGCAGCGGGGACGCCUUCCACGAGAUUCGGCCGCGCGCCGAGGCGGCCAACCUUAGCGCGCACAGCGCCAGCCCCAUCCAGGAUGCGGUCCUGAGGCGCCUCUCGCUGCUCGAGGACAUCGUCUAUCGGCAACUGAAUGGCUUAUCCAAGUCCCUUGGGCUCAUUGAAGGUUAUGGUGGGCGGGGCAAAGGGGGCCUUCCUGCUACCCUUUCCCCGGCUGAAGAAGAGAAAGCCAAGGGACCCCAUGAGAAGUAUGGCUACAAUUCCUACCUCAGUGAAAAAAUUUCACUGGAUCGUUCCAUUCCGGAUUAUCGUCCCACGAAGUGCAAGGAGCUGAAGUACGCCAAGGAGCUGCCCCAGAUCUCCAUCAUAUUUAUCUUUGUGAACGAGGCCCUGUCGGUGAUCCUGCGGUCAGUCCACAGCGCUGUCAACCACACGCCAACACACCUGCUCAAGGAGAUCAUCCUGGUGGACGACAACAGUGACGAAGAGGAGCUGAAGGCCCCCUUGGAGGAGUAUGUCCACAAACGCUACCCUGGGCUGGUGAAGGUGGUGCGCAAUCAAAAAAGAGAGGGCCUGAUCCGAGCUCGCAUCGAGGGCUGGAAGGUGGCCACGGGCCAGGUCACUGGCUUCUUUGAUGCCCACGUGGAAUUCACCGCUGGCUGGGCCGAGCCAGUUCUGUCCCGAAUCCAGGAGAACCGGAAGCGAGUGAUCCUUCCGUCCAUCGACAACAUCAAACAGGACACCUUUGAGGUGCAGCGGUACGAGAACUCGGCCCACGGCUACAGCUGGGAGCUGUGGUGCAUGUACAUCAGCCCCCCGAAAGACUGGUGGGACGCCGGAGACCCCUCUCUCCCCAUCAGGACGCCAGCCAUGAUUGGCUGCUCCUUCGUGGUCAACAGGAAGUUCUUCGGUGAAAUCGGUCUUCUUGACCCUGGGAUGGACGUGUAUGGGGGAGAAAAUAUCGAACUUGGAAUCAAGGUGUGGCUCUGCGGGGGCAGCAUGGAGGUCCUGCCUUGCUCACGAGUGGCCCACAUCGAGCGGAAGAAGAAGCCUUACAACAGCAACAUUGGUUUCUACACCAAGAGGAAUGCCCUCCGGGUUGCGGAGGUCUGGAUGGAUGAUUACAAGUCUCACGUGUACAUAGCGUGGAACCUGCCACUAGAGAAUCCGGGAAUUGAUAUAGGCGAUGUCUCUGAAAGAAGAGCCUUGAGGAAAAGUUUAAAGUGUAAGAAUUUCCAGUGGUACCUGGACCACGUGUACCCAGAAAUGAGAAGAUACAAUAACACCAUUGCAUACGGGGAGCUUCGAAACAACAAGGCGAAAGACGUCUGCUUGGACCAGGGGCCACUGGAGAACCACACAGCAAUACUGUACCCGUGCCAUGGCUGGGGGCCCCAGCUUGCCCGCUAUACCAAGGAGGGCUUCCUGCACCUGGGCGCCCUGGGGACCACCACACUCCUCCCCGACACCCGCUGCCUGGUGGACAACUCCAAGAGUCGGCUGCCCCAGCUCCUCGACUGUGACAAAGUCAAGAGCAGCCUGUACAAGCGCUGGAACUUCAUCCAGAAUGGAGCCAUCAUGAAUAAGGGCACAGGGCGAUGCCUAGAGGUGGAGAACCGGGGCCUGGCUGGCAUCGAUCUCAUCCUUCGCAGCUGCACGGGACAGAGGUGGACAAUUAAGAACUCGAUCAAGUAGCGGGGGCGGGGGGGAGCAGGGGCCCCCAGAGCCUGGCCCCCGGCCUGGGGUCUGCCCAUCUUCUGGACCAGCCGCACUGGUGGAGAGACAACAGGAAGCCAGCAGGUGCUCAGCGGGCCUCCCGGGGCUUCUCCAGAGCAGCACAGGGGCCCCGGAUGGAGACUUGGUGCCCCCCCUUUGGCGCUCAGCAGCCAUGAAGCCUAUGCUCCCUGGAAAAGCCCCGCACCCCUCCUCUGGAAACCCAGGAGCCGUGUCUUCUGCCGCCUGGAUGCGGACCACGUACCACAGAGUGAACCCCCAUGUCCUCUGCAUCCUCUCCCCAGCCACUCUCAGGACUGGGACUGGCAGGGGCCCCUCUUUCUCAUCUCCUGCAGCAGCAGCUUCUGAAUGCCACCCCCAGGCCUCAACAGAGUCGGGGGUGGUGCUCAGCCGCAUCCUGUCUCCCCCUUCUUGGAAGAGACCCUGAGACUCUGUGUCCCUCGACAUUGCUUCUGCCCAGAUGCCCAUUUACAAGGCAGCCUCCACCCCCAACCUUUCCAUCAGAUGGACAGCCCUGGACUUUUCUGGACCCUCCCUAAGAUGGCCUGGAAGGAAUUAAUGCUUCCGUGGUGGGGCUCUAGGCUCCGGUGUUCAUGGGCCAGCUGCUCUGCUUGCGUCUGCAGAGAGCCAGAGACGGAGGGGCUGAGCGCCUAGGGAGGUCAUGGCUGUGAGGGGGCCCCUGGGGCUGGAGCCAGGCCGGUGCAGCUCUGCUCCCCCACCCUGGGGAUCAGGGAGCCCUGACUCACCCAGAGCUUAAGGACUGAAGCCAGCACAACAGAGGGGGCCUGGACCCUGGAGGAUGCUCCGUGUUCACCUCAUUUCACCCCAUGCUCUGCUGGCUGACAGGGGAGAAGGCAGUCGAUUCCUCUCUGAAGAGUAAUAAUUUUUUUCGAUUGCCCUCUGGUUAGGGUGCACUUAUAAAUCAGAGUUAAUAUAUGGACGCGUGUGCAUGCCUAUGAGUGUGCCUGUGGUGUGCGUGACCGCGUGUGUGCGCGUGCAUGAGGGUGUCCGGGUGUGUGCAGAGGAGUGUGUGAUAGGCAGAUGUCAGCGUGUGGCCUUGGGCUUGUCGCUUCCUUGCUCACCUGGAUCGGGACAAGGCUGCAGGAAGCUGGGGGGUUGGCCAUGCUUCUUUGGCCAGGAGGACGUGGCCCAGACUUGCCCUAUGUGGAGCCCCAGAUGAAGGCUGUCCCUCUGGCCAGUUCCCUCUCUGUCCCUCAUGCUAUCCCCAAAGGCCAAGUCCUGCCCAGAACCAAAUCCUGUAGUCGCCCAGUUUGGGGUUCACAGUGUCUCAUUUGGUGGCAUCUUAUUGGUGAUCGCCCCCCGCCCCAUUCCUCCCUCGUGAAAUAAAUACAUGUGAGCACUUC
This is a messenger RNA of Mirounga angustirostris (Northern elephant seal), 4644 nucleotides long. It is a transcript of the gene GALNT17, whose product is annotated as polypeptide N-acetylgalactosaminyltransferase 17. Gene Ontology annotation, cellular component: Golgi apparatus. Lineage: Eukaryota; Metazoa; Chordata; Mammalia; Carnivora; Phocidae. The record is from RefSeq and is a predicted model, not a curated record. Gene Ontology annotation, molecular function: polypeptide N-acetylgalactosaminyltransferase activity. Gene Ontology annotation, biological process: protein O-linked glycosylation. The coding region runs from base 1445 to 3241 and encodes 598 amino acids. The transcript has 11 exons.